AUGUUUAAAUCACUAACAAUAAAAUCCAACAAGGUGAAGCCUAGAGAGGGAAACGAUGAGAGUAAACAAGGUCCUGAUCCAAGCAAUCAGCCUCAGCAAUCCACAAGACAGGAAGAAAACAAAAGUGAAAAGAAAUCUCUCCAAACCAAGAUGACUCCAGUCACAUUUGAAGAGUCACACACCAAAAUACAAGAUAAAAUCUCCGAAAAAAACUCACUCAAAGAUCUGACCACAACCUCUAACCAUCAAAAUCCAACAGAAUCAAAGGAAAUGAUGCCAGAGCAGAAAGAAAUGGAAACUGGGAAAGAAGGCCUAGUCAGUCCAAAAAGCAAACCACUUGGAGCCCCUGUUAUAAAUGAGUAUGCUGAUGCCCAGCUACGCAACUUGGUGAGAAGAAUGCAUCAAAGAACAAUCCUCUACAAGAAAAAGUUGGCAGAAGGAGAUAUAUCCUCACCUGAAGCCAGCCCCCAAACUGCAAAGCCCACAGCUGUACCACUGAUACAAGAAAGCAAUGCUAAGCCAAAAGAAGAACAUUACUAUCACAUAUUGUGUUUUAAAUUCCAGAAGAUGCCUCUGACAGAGUAUCUAAAGCGAAUUAGACUUCCAAGAAGCAUAGAUUCAUACACAGAUCAACUCUAUCUCCUCUGGCUCUUGCUUGUCACCAUUGCCUAUAACUGGAACUGCUGGCUUAUACCACUGCGCCUCGUCUUUCCAUAUCAGACACCAGACAACACACACUACUGGUUUAUUACAGACGUCAUAUGUGAUAUCAUCUACCUUUGUGAUAUGUUAUUAAUCCAGCCCAGACUCCAGUUUAUAAAAGGAGGAAACAUAAUAGUGGAUUCAAAUGAGUUAAAGAGACACUACAGGAGUUCUACAAAAUUUCAGCUGGAUUUUGUAUCAGUAAUGCCAUUUGAUGUUUUCUACCUCUUCUUUGGAUUUAAUCCAAUAUUUAGGGCAAAUAGGAUAUUAAAGUACACUUCAUUUUUCGAAUUUAAUCAUCACCUAGAGUCUAUAAUGGACAAAGCAUAUGUCUACAGAGUCAUUCGAACAACUGGAUACUUGCUAUUUACUCUGCACAUUAAUGCCUGUAUUUAUUACUGGGCCUCAGACUAUGAAGGAAUUGGAACUACUAAAUGGGUGUAUGAUGGUGAGGGAAACAAGUACCUGAGAUGCUAUUACUGGGCCGUUCGAUCUUUAAUUACUAUUGGGGGCCUUCCAGAGCCACAAACAACAUUUGAAAUUGUUUUUCAACUGGUGAAUUAUUUUUCUGGAGUUUUUGUGUUCUCCAGCUUAAUUGGUCAGAUGCAAGAUGUAAUUGGAGCAGCUACAGCCAAUCAGAGCAACUUCCGAAACAGCAUGGAUCAUACCAUUUCCUACAUGAACACUUAUUCCAUUCCUAAGAGUGUGCAGAAUCGGGUUCGGACUUGGUAUAAAUAUACAUGGGACUCUCAAAGAAUCCUAGAUGAGUCAGAUCUGCUCAGUACACUGCCUGUCACCAUGCAGUUAGCUCUCACCGUGGAUAUGAACUUCAGCAUCAUCAGCAAAGUUGACUUGUUCAAGGGUUGUGAUACACAAAUGAUUUAUGACAUGUUGCUAAGAUUGAAAUCCACUGUUUAUUUACCUGGUGACUUUGUCUGCAAAAAGGGAGAAAUUGGCAAGGAAAUGUAUAUCAUCAAGCAAGGAGAAGUCCAAGUUCUUGGAGGCUCUGAUGGUGCUCAAGUUCUGGUUACUCUGAAAGCUGGAGCAGUGUUUGGAGAAAUCAG
Molecule: messenger RNA, 1766 nt
Organism: Hyaena hyaena (striped hyena)
Lineage: Eukaryota; Metazoa; Chordata; Mammalia; Carnivora; Hyaenidae
Gene: CNGB3
Product: cyclic nucleotide gated channel subunit beta 3
Exons: 15
Biological process (GO): monoatomic cation transmembrane transport
Cellular component (GO): photoreceptor outer segment; intracellular cyclic nucleotide activated cation channel complex; plasma membrane
Molecular function (GO): intracellularly cGMP-activated cation channel activity; intracellularly cAMP-activated cation channel activity; cGMP binding
Source: RefSeq, a predicted model, not a curated record